GGGCUGGUGGUCGUGAACGGGAGCAAGUAUAAGAAGAGUGACUUUGAGAUGGAGCGUCAGAUCGGUGAGGGGUCGUUCGGGGUGGUGUACGAGGGACGAGUGGCGGUGAACGACGCGCGCGGGUUGCGCAAAGGCGACGCCGUGGUGCUCAAGCGCCCGAAGCUCACGGUCGAGGGCGCGGCGGAGUUGCAGGAGAUCGAGUCUUGGAUGAACGAUCGAGUGAGUCGAGACGCGAAGGGGGCGUGCGCGGAGUUCGUGGGAUCGUUUCGCGUGACUCGGGACGAUUGGUUGGCAUCCGGGACGAACGACGCGUUGAGCAAGGAAGGCUUGUGGUUGGUGUGGAGAUACCAGGGCGAUCGCACGUUGGCGCAAUAUCUCGCGCAGCCAGAUUAUCCCACUGGACUCGCGAAGGCAUUACUGGAUCGUGAUGACGUGUAUCGCGGCGACGCUGCGGUGGAACUCGAGAUCACGCAACGCGCGAUUUCGCAGCUCUUGUCGAGUCUGAUGGCGAUGCAUCGCGCCGGGUUGGUUCAUCGCGACGUGAAACCGCACAAUCUCGUGCUCGCGAGAGAGCCGACGCCUGAAUUUAAAGUGAUCGAUCUCGGCGCUUGUGCGUGCUUCAGAUCUGGGAUGAAUUUCACCCCGGAUGAAACCAUCAUGGAUCCGAAAUACGCGCCUCCCGAGGAAUUUUUAAUUCCGACGGACGACGCCCCCGAUCUGCGAAAGAUGUUCGCACCUGUCGCGCUCGCGGCCGGUACCACGGCAUGGCUAUCACACAGACCAGAUCGAUUCGAUAUGUAUAGCACUGGAAUCGUACUAAUGCAGCUCGCCAUGCCGAGCUUGCGCACGAACAGUGGGUUGCAAAGCUUCAACCGCGGAUUGAAAAAGUUCAAGUACGACUUGCAAAAGUGGAGAGAAGCGAACAAAGGUCAACUUAGUCGAUCGAAGACGGCUGUUCUCGACGCUGGUGAUGGCGCGGGAUGGGAGUUGGCGGCAGAUUUACUCCGUCCGAGGCCGUACGAAGCCGAGGAUGAUCAAGAAGCCCGCGAGCGCCCGAGCGCAGAGCAAGCGCUCAAGCAUCGCUUCUUC
Messenger RNA from Ostreococcus lucimarinus CCE9901, 1089 nucleotides. RefSeq lists its product with no specific name. Gene Ontology annotation, molecular function: ATP binding; protein kinase activity. The annotation marks the transcript as partial. The transcript has a single exon. The record is from RefSeq and is a predicted model, not a curated record. Lineage: Eukaryota; Viridiplantae; Chlorophyta; Mamiellophyceae; Mamiellales; Bathycoccaceae. Gene Ontology annotation, biological process: protein phosphorylation.